GCUUCCAACUAUAGAAAACCUGCCUUAGCUACAGCCCAGCGGAAGAAAAGUGGCCUCAAACCUGAACUUACAGAAGAGCAAAAGCAGGAGAUCAGAGAAGCUUUUGAUUUGUUUGACACUGAUGGAUCUGGAAGCAUCGACAUAAAAGAACUGAAGGUUGCAAUGCGUGCCUUAGGCUUCGAGCCAAAGAAGGAAGAGAUUAAGAAAAUGAUAGCAGAUAUUGACAAAGAAGGGAGUGGCACCAUCGACUUUGAAGACUUUUUGGCUAUGAUGACACAAAAAAUGAGCGAAAAGGAUUCAAAAGAAGAAAUCCUGAAAGCUUUCAGAUUAUUUGAUGAUGAUGGGACAGGAAAGAUUUCAUUCAAAAACUUGAAAAGAGUUGCCAAGGAGCUGGGAGAAAAUUUAACAGAUGAAGAGCUUCAGGAAAUGAUCGACGAAGCUGAUCGAGACGGAGAUGGAGAAGUAAGUGAGCAAGAGUUUUUGAGAAUCAUGAAGAAAACUAGCUUAUAUUAAAGUAUCUGUUGCCGGGCUAUAGAGCUGCUCCAAAAGAUAACCUAGAAAAUACUUAAAAACUGGGCUUGUGUCUCCUGCAUAUUUACUGCCAUACAAAGAAAGUCUAAAAGGACAGAUUUU
Acanthisitta chloris (rifleman) is the source of this 633-nucleotide messenger RNA. RefSeq names its product caltractin. Gene Ontology annotation, molecular function: calcium ion binding. Gene Ontology annotation, biological process: mitotic cell cycle; centriole replication; nucleotide-excision repair. Gene Ontology annotation, cellular component: centriole; centrosome. The transcript has 4 exons. NCBI's taxonomy places the organism in Eukaryota, Metazoa, Chordata, Aves, Passeriformes, Acanthisittidae. The annotation marks the transcript as partial. The record is from RefSeq and is a predicted model, not a curated record.